GGCUAUGCCAAAUCCGUAAAAUAUUACAAAAAAAAAUACUUUCAAAAGGAGCUUGCUUAUCUCAAAUCGAGCUCAGUCUGAACUUGUGAGUUUUUAAAGCAGUGUUUAUUUAAUCAUGUCAUUCACCCGUCUAUCUGCUACCACCACCAAGGCUGGUGUGAGAGCCUUCUCCACCGCCCGUGCCCAAAACUACAAGGUUGCCAUCCUGGGUGCCGCUGGAGGUAUCGGACAGCCAUGCUCUCUACUUAUGUCUCAGGACCCCCGUGUGACUCACCUGUCUCUCUUCGAUGUGGUCAACACCCCCGGUGUUGCUGCCGACGUGAGCCACAACAACUUCGCCUGCAAGGUCACAGGACACACUGGUGAUGCUGAGCUCGAGGAAGCUCUUACUGGCUGUGACGUAGUAGUCAUCCCCGCCGGAGUUCCCCGUAAGCCUGGAAUGACUCGUGACGAUCUUUUCAACACCAACGCUGGAAUUGUCAAGAACCUCGCCACAGGCUGUGCCAAGUACUGUCCCGAUGCUGCCCUUUGCAUCAUCUCCAACCCUGUCAACUCCACUGUGCCCAUCGCCUCAGAGGUGUUCAAGAAGCACGGAGUGUACAAUCCUCGCAAGAUCUUUGGUGUAACCACCCUUGAUGUAGUACGUGCAAACAAGUUCGUUGGUGACGCCAAGGGUACCGAUCCCCAGAAGACUCACGUGCCCGUCAUCGGAGGACAUGCUGGUAUCACCAUUCUACCCAUCCUCUCACAGGUCACCCCCAAGGCUGAGUUUGGCGAUGCCGAGCGUGAUGCACUAACCACCCGUAUCCAAAACGCUGGAACCGAGGUUGUUGAGGCCAAGGCUGGAACUGGAUCCGCCACUCUAUCUAUGGCCUUCGCCGGCGCCCGUUUCGCCAGCAACGUCCUAAAGGGUCUAGAUGGCGAGUACAAUGUAGAAUGCUCAUACGUUCAGAGCGACGUCACCUCUGCCGAGUACUUCUCCACCCCCGUUGUUCUUGGACCCCGUGGUAUGGAGUGCAAUCUAGGACUACCCGAAAUGAACGACUACGAGAAGAAGGGUCUAGAAGCUCUUCUACCCGAGCUAAAGGAAAGCAUCAAGAAGGGUGUCGAGUUCGCCAACAAAGAGUAAAAAAUCUGAAAGUAAUAGAAACGAUCCUUAGUCUGGAAAACAGUGGAGAGAAUGGGCAUUUACGUAUUGUAUAACGUAUCUCUUUUAGAAUACUGCAAGAUCUAAUAAAAUCGUUGAAAGUAUUUCCUA
This is a messenger RNA of Sphaeroforma arctica JP610, 1258 nucleotides long. Its product is annotated as malate dehydrogenase, mitochondrial. Lineage: Eukaryota; Ichthyosporea; Ichthyophonida. Gene Ontology annotation, cellular component: mitochondrion; cytoplasm. The record is from RefSeq and is a predicted model, not a curated record. Gene Ontology annotation, molecular function: L-malate dehydrogenase (NAD+) activity. The transcript has 8 exons. Bases 116 to 1129 code for a protein of 337 amino acids. Gene Ontology annotation, biological process: tricarboxylic acid cycle; malate metabolic process.